Molecule: messenger RNA, 1774 nt
Organism: Egretta garzetta (little egret)
Lineage: Eukaryota; Metazoa; Chordata; Aves; Pelecaniformes; Ardeidae
Gene: ISOC1
Product: isochorismatase domain containing 1
Exons: 6
Coding region: 1-996 (331 amino acids)
Cellular component (GO): cytoplasm
Source: RefSeq, a predicted model, not a curated record
AUGCUAAAAUGCGGGGAUGCACUGCAUCCUGCUCGCUUCGCCCCCUCCGUGGAUGCAGUUGCAGGUCCAGAGCCUCGGCGCGCAGCAGCUGAGGACCCCCCCGCUGCUCAGAACCUGACAUUUCUGAAGAACCCGCGUGUUCAACUCAACAACCGGUUUCGCCACCGGGAGAGCGAACCACCGUUCCCCAUCCAGACCUCAGACCGGGCUGGAUCAUGCUUGAACGGGCAUUUUUCAGGCUCUACCAACAGAAUGGAGGGGGGCCUGACCAAAGAAACUGGAAAGGAUAGUCUCUCCAACUUGCAAAAAGAGUUGCUACGGGUGUUUAAUUCAAGCAAGGAUUUUAAAACCAGAAUUUGUGUAAUCUGGGGUCUUCACUGCCACAGAAAACAUUAUUUUGUUUUUCAGAUGACUACUUUGGGCAACCUGACACCCUCAAGCACUGUGUUUUUCUGUUGUGAUAUGCAAGAGCGAUUCCGGCCUGCCAUCAAGUAUUUUGGUGAUAUCAUCAGUGUGGGCCAACGACUGCUCCAAGGUGCACGGCUCUUAGGAAUUCCAGUUAUUGUAACUGAACAGUAUCCCAAAGGUCUUGGCAGCACUGUGCAAGAGAUUGAUUUAACAGGAGCUAAACUUGUGCUUCCCAAAACAAAAUUUUCAAUGGUGUUGCCAGAAGUCGAAGCAGCAUUAGCAGAGAUCCCUGGAGUCCGCAGCGUAGUCCUGUUCGGAGUAGAAACUCAUGUCUGCAUCCAGCAAACAGCAUUGGAAUUAAUUGGCAGAGGUCUGGAAGUUCAUAUUGUAGCUGAUGCCACCUCAUCAAGAAGUAUGAUGGAUAGAAUGUUUGCUCUUGAGCGUCUUGCUCGUACUGGAAUUAUAGUUACUACUAGUGAAGCUAUAUUGCUGCAGCUGGUAGCUGAUAAAGAACAUCCAAAAUUCAAAGAAAUCCAGAAUCUCAUUAAGGCGAGUGCCCCUGAGUCAGGGCUCCUUUCCAAAGUUUAAAGGGGAUGUGGAGGAAGUGGAUCACAUUGUCAUCUUUAAGGAAGAAGGAAAGCUGUAAGCGCACAUGUACACCUUCUUUCAGUGAGUUUGGUAGAAGUGUAAAAUCAAAAAUUGACAUACUUGUGCUUGCCUUAGCAAAAUUGUCUGGUUAUACAUGCCAAUAUGUUCUGUUUAGUUACAGCUGUCAGAGGCUUUGGGUGCUGUAGGACCCUUUUAUUGUCAAAUUUCCUUAUUUAUUUAAAAAACAAUAAUUAACAGAGGUGCCUGCUAGUCUAUACUCUACACUGAUUGUAACAGCUCCAAAAAGUGCGUAUAUCUGUGGCACCUGUUGACUGUGCACUUCGUAGCAGCGUUCUGUGAUAUUCUGUUUUACUUUUGUAUUAAUAGAAGAUAAUUAUGUAUUGGAUAAAUGUGAUGUGAUACGCUUUAAUGUUCUAUGUAAAUGAAGUAUUUUAAUAGGGCAUAAGUUAAAACAGAGUAAGAUAUAUGAACUACAUGUGCGCUUUUGUUCUCUAGGAUAAAAUAUAAGCGCUUUGCUUUGUAGACAGGAGACAUAGAUCAAGCAGCAGCUGUUGUUUGAUUGCUCUAGGUAGCUGAAGCCUGCAUCAUGACUUCUGGUAAUUCUGAAAUUGACUGCCCAGCCCUGUACUUCACUUAAGUGUACGCAAACAGAAAACUGUCAUUUAAGGAGUUCUUUAUAAACAACUGGUGUAGUAAACAAAUAGUUCAGAACUGGCAUAUUACCAAAACUUUAAAUAAAUUGGCAAUGCUAAGGAUA